AAUUAUUAUCUGAUUAUUAUCUGGAUGCACCCUCUUUUCGAGGGUGAAGGGGGGGGGAAGGGAUGGAUAUCCAGAUCCACGGGGCCCUUUAAUGUUUAAACACAGCACUAGGUUUUAAAAGUAUAUUGAAGGGGGUAGCGCGAGAAAAUGGACAAGAGACUGCCUUGUGCUGAUGCCGAGCUGAUGCCGAGCUGGAGAAUGAAAAAGAACAACCUUCCCGAGCGGAAACGACCGCGACCGAGCUGCGCCGAAGAGGCCCGACAAGUUUUGAACCCGUUUAACGCGUUUACUUGUUGUUGAACGAAUCUGAACGAAUGUACAAGGGGGAACGAGAAAUUCUCCGAGGAGAGGGGAUUGAUUGGGUCUGGAGCCUGAGGUAAAUGGAGCUGCCCUCUCAAUAGGAUAGAGUAGGAAGGUUAGGUUAGUCUCUCUCUCACUGCUCAAGUGUAAUGUACGUUCGAGUUCGACCUAAACAGUUCAAUUUAGCCACUAUCAAAAAUAUUUACUUUAUAUUUUACAUUAAAUGAAAUUUCGCAUUUCGAAACUCGUCAACUCUUGUGUGCCAAGUGCAUGUUGGAUCUCCGGCAGCUUUCUGUUCGAGUUGAAUAAAAAGAGUUUUGGUUCUUGGAAUUACAAGGAACUUUUUAAUCACGUUGAGUGAUUUUAAGUAGUGAAUUAAUACUGAUGCUGGAAGAAGUGACUUUCGAGAUACGGCAAUGGCAACGCCUCGAUUUCCCUGUUUGCACACUACAUCUCAUGGAUACUUUUUGAAUUCCGCGCACAGCGGAAUAAAGACAAUUCGAAACGUUUAAGCUCAUUUGCGGGAGUGACAUAAAAAAGCUGUGUGUAUUCAUUUAUGAGCGGGGCUGGUAGAGCUGGCAGUGCUGGUGCCAAUGACAAGAACCGACAACUGAGAACGAAGUGCGGUAAAAACGUGGGAAAACAGGUUCGGGCAGUGCUAGUCAAAUGCGAGUGGUGGGGUUCUAUUCGUUCACCGCCAGUUUUCGACAGCGACACAGCGUCAAUGUGACGGCACGGGAUUAUUUUUAAAUUUAAAUAAAUUAUAUUUCGUUAUUCCUUCGUUAUUCUUUCAACUUUAGAGUCUAUUUAUUUAUCCUAAUUCCAAAUUUUAAAGUGCAAUCUUCUUUGUUUUCUUCUAAUCAUUAUCUACCUACUGUUUUAUUGUGAGAGCAAAUUUUAUUUAUUAACACUGUUGAUGGACAAUGCCAUGGAUUUUAAACAGUGCACGUUGAGAGUAAAUUAGUUUAAAGCUCGCGUUUUUCUUCAGUAUUAUUCCAUCAUUAUUUUCAAGAAUAUGCAGUAAAAGUGCAAAUUUCCUCGAAUCCUACUAAAAUAUGAAGACUAUGUUUUUAUCCAUCUUAUCACCUCAAUAUAAACAAAUUGAAAAUGAAUCUUCACUACAUUUUGAUUGUACUUCCGCUUCUAGUAAUUGGUGUGAGAUGUGUAUGCGACAGCGGCUAUACCGGGCAAAAUUGCGAGAACGAAUACAUACCUUGCGAUCCUUCGCCUUGCUUGAACGGAGGCUCCUGUCAUCUUCUGGAACCCUUUCAGUACGAAUGCAUGUGUCCAGAUGGUUUCCGAGGAGAGCAUUGCGAAGAAAACAUCGACGACUGCAUCGGUAACCUCUGCCAAAACGGAGCGACAUGCAUGGACCGAGUGAACGAGUACUCGUGCCUGUGCCCGGCAGCCUUCAUGGGCACGCAGUGCGAGCUGGACGUGGACGAGUGCUCCGUGAGACCGUCGCUGUGCCACAAUGGCGCAACUUGCACCAACUCCCAUGGCAGCUACUCCUGCAUUUGCGUCAACGGCUGGACUGGGCCCGACUGCAGCGUCAACAUCGACGACUGCGCUGGUGCCGCGUGCUUCAACGGCGCGACUUGCAUCGACCGUGUUGGCAGUUUCUACUGCCAGUGCACCUAUGGGAAAACAGGUCUUCUUUGCCACCUGGAUGAUGCUUGCACGUCGAAUCCUUGUCACCAAGGAGCUAUCUGUGAUACAAGUCCGAUUAAUGGUUCUUUUACUUGCUCCUGUGCAAGUGGUUAUAAAGGUUUGGACUGCUCUGAGGACAUCGAUGAAUGCGAACAAGGCUCACCUUGUGAACAUGACGGCAUUUGUGUAAAUACUCCUGGCUCUUUCGCUUGUAAUUGUACCCAAGGUUUCACUGGACCAAGGUGUGAAACAAAUGUGAACGAAUGUGAAUCACAUCCUUGUCAAAACGAUGGCUCCUGUUUGGAUGAUCCUGGAACAUUUCGUUGUGUCUGCAUGCCAGGUUUUACUGGGACCCAGUGUGAAGUGGAUAUUGACGAAUGUGCAGCAAAUCCUUGCCUGAACAAUGGUGUGUGCACAGACAUGAUAAAUGGAUUCAAGUGCACUUGUGCUAACGGCUUCAAGGGAACACACUGUCAAGUGAAUAUCGACGAUUGCGCUUCGUCUCCGUGCCGAAACGGCGGCACAUGUCAAGACUCUAUCGCCAAAUACACCUGCGACUGUCCUCCAGGAUUCACGGGCGCUUCUUGCGAGACCAACAUCAACGACUGCCAAUCGAAUCCUUGCCACAGUGGAACUUGCAUCGACGGGGAGAACUCGUUCACUUGCAGUUGCUUCCUCGGCUUCACGGGCAACCUUUGUCAGACGCAAAUCGACGAAUGCGAAAGCAAUCCUUGUCAAUUCGGUGGUCGGUGCGAGGAUCGCGUAAAUGGCUAUCAGUGUAUUUGUCGACCGGGCACAUCCGGAAUCAACUGUGAGGUGAACGUCAACGAGUGCUACAGCAACCCCUGCAGGAAUGGCGCGCGUUGUAUUGAUGGAAUUAACAGAUAUUCUUGCGAGUGCGAGCCUGGAUUCACUGGUCAACAUUGCGAGAUAGACAUAAACGAGUGCGCCAGCAACCCAUGCGCGAAUGGCGGCCGCUGCAUAGACCUAAUCAAUGGAUUCAGAUGUGAGUGCCCAAGAGGUUACUAUGAUGCACGGUGCUUGAGUGACGUGGACGAGUGCGCCAGCAACCCUUGCGUCAACAAUGGAACGUGCGAAGACGGCGUCAACCAGUUCAUCUGCCACUGCCUGCCGGGGUACGGCGGCAAGAGAUGCGAGGCUGACAUUGACGAGUGCGGCUCGAAUCCUUGUCAGCACGGUGGAAUUUGCAACGACCAUUUGGACAGAUACAGUUGCCAGUGUCUGGCGGGGUAUUCUGGGACGAACUGUGAGACGAACAUCGAUGACUGCGCAAACAGUCCUUGCCAGAACGGCGGCUCUUGCAUCGACCUCGUCAAUGACUACAAAUGCGUUUGUGAGUUGCCUCACACUGGCAGGAACUGCGAAGAUAAACUCGAUCCUUGCUCGCCCAACAGGUGUCUGCAUGGUGCCAAGUGUUCUCCAUCGUCGAACUUCCUCGACUUCGCCUGCACUUGCACCGUAGGCUACGCCGGCCGACUGUGUGACGAGGAUGUGAACGAGUGCAUUAUGACCUCCCCUUGCAGAAACGGAGCGACCUGCAGGAACACGAACGGAUCCUACCACUGCGUCUGCGCCAAGGGCUACGAGGGACGGGACUGCAUCAUAAACACCGAUGAUUGUGCUUCGUUUCCCUGCCAGAACGGCGGCACCUGCUUGGACGGCAUUGGCGACUACACGUGCCUCUGCGUCGACGGCUUCAGUGGCAAGCACUGCGAAGUGGACGUCGACGAGUGCCUCUCGGCGCCGUGCCAGAAUGGAGCGAUAUGCAAGGAGUACGUCAACUCCUACGCCUGUCAGUGUCAACUGGGCUUCUCGGGCAUCAACUGUCAGACGAACGACGAGGACUGCACCGACAGUAGCUGCAUGAACGGCGGGAAGUGCAUCGACGGGAUCAACAACUUCACCUGCGUGUGCCAGCCCGGCUACACCGGCUCCAACUGCCAGUACCGGAUCAACGAGUGCGACAGCUCGCCCUGCCUGAACGGCGCCACGUGCCACGACCACGUGACGCACUUCACUUGCCACUGUCCCUACGGCUACACGGGGCAGCGCUGCGACGAGUUCGUCGACUGGUGCGCCGACAACCCUUGCGAGAACCAAGCCACCUGCGUGCAGCACAAGAACAAGUACCACUGCACCUGCUCGCCGGGCUGGACGGGCAAGGUGUGCGACGUGGAGAUGGUCUCCUGCAAGGACGCCGCCACCAGGAAGGCAGUUCUGGAGAAGAACCUCUGCAACAACGGCACCUGCGAGGACAUCGGCAACAGCCACCGCUGCCACUGCAUGGAGGGCUACACCGGGUCCUACUGCCAAGAGGAGAUCGACGAGUGCGAGUCGGCGCCGUGUCAGAACGGCGCGAUCUGCAAGGACUCCAUCGGCUCCUACCAGUGCAUCUGCACCGAGGGUUUCCAGGGCCAGAACUGCGAACUCAACAUCGACGACUGCAGACCCAACCCUUGCCAGAACGGCGGCACUUGCCACGACCUCAUUCACGACUUCAGCUGCUCGUGUCCGUCGGGCACCCUGGGCAUCAUCUGCGACAUCAACAUAGACGACUGCGUCGUGGGCGCGUGCCACAAUAACGGAGUCUGCACGGACAAGGUUGGCGGCUUCGACUGCAAGUGUUCCCCCGGCUUCGUGGGACCGCGGUGCGAAGGCGACAUCAACGAGUGUCUGUCCAACCCCUGCGCCGCCCCGGGAACGCAGGACUGCGUGCAACUGAUCAACAACUACCACUGCAACUGCAAGCCGGGCUACAUGGGUCGACACUGCGAAAUCAAAGUCAACUUCUGCGACAGUUCCCCUUGCUUGAACGGCGGAGUGUGCACCGCGAAGCAGGCGGGCCACACGUGCCUCUGUCCUCGCGACUACUACGGCCACAACUGCGAAUUCGUCGGCUCCUACUGCGACACGGAGCCCUGCCUCAACGGGGGCUCCUGCAGAAUCAUAGACAACGACGUGGGCUACAAGUGCAACUGCCCGCCAGGGUCCACGGGCACGCACUGUGAGAUCGACUCGCGCAACGAGUGCGCCAGCAACCCCUGCCAGCAGCCCGGAGUCAUCUGCGAAGACCUCAUUGGAGACUACGCCUGCUACUGUCCGCCGAAGUGGACUGGCAAGAACUGCGAGAUCUACGACGCCAACUACCGCGGAGGCAACGGCAGGUCGGACUCGAAGGGCAGAAUCAAUUCUAAGGGGUCGAAGAUUCCUGGCAUUGACUACGACAUGGACUUGGAACGGGAGAGGAAAAAGUGCAUUGAAAAUCGGUGUGAGGAGAAGUCUGGAAACUAUCGUUGUGAUGAAGAGUGCAAUAAAUAUGCUUGCAACUUUGAUGGGAAUGAUUGCUCUUUAGGAAUCAAUCCAUGGAGAAAUUGUACAGCUCCAAUAAAUUGUUGGGACGUUUUUAUGAACGACGUAUGUGACGAAGUCUGCAAUAAUGCUCAAUGCCUUUACGAUGGUCGAGACUGCGAAAAGAAACUUGCACCUUGCAACCCCAUUUACGACGCCUACUGUAGGAAGCAUUAUGCCAACGGACAAUGCGACUAUCUGUGCAGCAGUGCCGAGUGCAACUGGGAUGGCUUGGACUGCGACAGGGAACCGCCAUCCAUUGCAGAGGGAGUUAUUUCUGUGGUGGUCAGAAUGGACAUGCAAAGUUUUCGAUCGAAUGUUGUAGCCUUCUUGAGAGAUAUUGGACACGAACUGAGAACAACUUUAAGAAUAAAGCAAGACGAACUUGGAAACGAUAUGAUCUAUCCUUGGAAAAGAGAGCGUGACUCUGGCCUGGAGACCAACUUCUUUGGUAGACCCACGACAAUAUACACUGACAAGCAAAAUGGAAUCGUUGCGUAUUUGGAGAUAGACAAUCGAAAGUGCAGUACAACAGAGGGAGGCGUUUGCUUCCACUCUGCUCAUGAAGCGGCUGAGUAUUUGGCAGCGUCCGAGUCAAAGCAUUCGCUUUCCAGAAAUUUCCCCAUUGAGGAAGUUCGUGGUGUUCAGACGGGACAAGAUCCAGAGUACUCGGACUCGGCAACGAAUUACAAAUACGUUUUCAUCGGCGUUAUAAUUGUAGUCUUGAGCGGCAUGCUGGUCGGCGUGUUGGUCACUGCGCAGAGAAAGAGAGCGGUGGGAGUCACGUGGUUUCCGGAAGGUUUCUUGAGGGCCAACACUGGAAGUGGGCCGCGUCGCCGGUCGAGAAGACGGGGACCGGACGGGCAGGAGAUGAGGAAUCUGAACAAGCAGCCCUCUUUGAACUGCAUGGAUCUGGACGUGAGUAAUGGUAGAGUGCAGCAGUGGUCGGACGACGAGUCCGACCUGCCGCCCUCGAAACGGAUGCGAGCUAUUGAGCCCGGAUACGCCAGCGACCACACGGCCAUCACUGACUAUGAGGAAACCGAGCCGAGAAUGUGGACCCAGCAGCACUUGGACGCGGCCGAAAUUCGCAGGCAAGACGCUGGCGUUCUCACGCCGCCGAGUCUGGAACACGGUCAGGACAUAGACGCCAGAGGUCCGUGCGGCAUGACUCCGCUGAUGGUUGCGGCCGUUCGCGGUGGCGGACUCGACACAGGCGAGGAGGAGGACGAGAGUGACGGGACUGCGGCCGUCAUAGCCGACCUGGUGGCCCAAGGAGCAGAUCUGAACGCCACGACGGACAAGAGUGGAGAGACCUCUCUGCACCUCGCGGCCAGGUACGCCAGAGCCGACGCGGCCAAACGACUCCUGGACGCCGGGGCUGACGCCAACUCCCAGGACAACACCGGCCGCACUCCCCUUCACUCCGCCGUCGCUGCCGACGCAAUGGGAGUGUUCCAAAUCCUCCUGCGCAACAGGGCAACGAAUCUCAACGCAAGGAUGCACGAUGGCACGACGCCGCUCAUCCUGGCGGCACGGCUCGCCACUGAAGGGAUGGUGGAAGAUCUAAUCAACGCCGACGCCGACAUAAAUGCAGCAGACAACAGUGGGAAGACUGCUCUCCACUGGGCCGCUGCGGUGAACAACGAGGACGCCGUGAACAAACUCCUCCUGCACAGCGCGAACAGAGACGCACAGGACGACAAGGACGAGACGCCACUGUUUCUCGCCGCAAGGGAGGGCAGCUACGAAGCCUGCAAGGCUCUGUUGGAAUGGUCCGCCAACAGGGAGAUCACCGAUCACAUGGAUCGACUGCCCAGGGACGUCGCGAGCGAGAGGCUUCAUCACGAUAUAGUCAGACUGCUAGACGAACACCUUCCGAGAUCACCACAAAUCAUAAACGUUAUACCAAAUGGCCCACUCAUGGGCUCACCCAAUCAUCAUCAACUCAUCACUCACCCAACAGUAAUUGGUUCGGCUCAGAAGCAAAGCAAGUCGAAGAAGAGGCCCAAGGCCGGUUCGGGAAAUCCCAACAGUCCAGACUCCGAGGGGGGAAUUAUCUCAGUGAGGCGAAAACCUUCCCUGAAGAAGGCGCCCGUGAAGCGCGGCGCGCAGCCCCCGAACCAAGACAUCCCCCAGGGAGCGGAGGGCGCCGAGGGCAACUUGCCGAGCCCCUACGACAGCGCCAGCCUCUACAGCAACGCGCUGCCGCUGGCGGGCAGCCAUACGACCACGUCGAAGCAGCCGCCGCCCUACGAGGACUGCAUCAAGAACCAGUCCAUCCAAGGCCUGCAGCAACUGGGCCUGGACACGUUCACCAACAACUUCAGUCUGCCGAACUUUCACGACCAGCUCCUAGCCCCCCACCAGCGCCAGACUCAGGGAAUUGUAAAUACCCUCUCCCCCCCGUACAGCAACCAGUCGCCCCCGCACUCAGUGCAGUCCAACAUGACGCUGUCGCCGCAGGCCAGCUACAUGGGGUCGCCGUCGCCCGCCAAGAGCAGGCCCUCGCUCCCCACCUCCCCGACACACAUCGUUGCCAUGCGGCAGGCCACGCACCAGAAGCACGGGGGAAUCCCCUCCGUGGGAUUCGACUUCGACACCCUCUCGUAUCCCUCGAAUCAGCAGCAGCAGCAGCAGCCGCUGCAACAGGCGCAGCAGCAGAUCCAGCAGCAGCAAACGCAGCAGCAACAAACCCAGCAAUACUAUCAAUAUUUAACACCGCCUUCACAUCAUUCAGGACCCGACGUCACGCCGCAACAUCUCAUGCAGGCGCCGGAGAGCUUCCCCACUCCGUCUCCGGACAGCCCCGGCCACUGGUCAUCGAGUUCGCCUAGGUCAAAUAGCGAUUGGUCUGAGUGCAUGGCAUCUCCAAAUGCAUAUGGAUCCAGUGGAGGACACCAAAGCAAUAAAGGCUCAGAAGCUAUUUACAUAUAAAUUUUUUCUAAUAUUUACAAAUGCGUUUUAUACUUGAAUUUUUUACAAUUUUCUAGAUCUGUGAUUAACUCUGUGUCAAGAAGAGAAAGAGAGAGAGAGAAAAAGAGAGUUAGCAAAAAAUGUUUUCCUGCUCAGAGAGAAAAUAAGAGUAAGUACAUAGUGAAAAUUAUGCUAUUCUAUAAAAGCCUAUUCUCUUGCAAUAGAAAGUUAAUGAAAAUUCUCGAAAUGUAAUGGCUAAGCCAAAAAAUUGGGCGUCCUUGCUUCAAUGCAAGAGUAGAACAAAUUUUUAUAUUUCCGCGUCAAGUUGUUAAUACAGUUUUUUUUAAACUGAACUGUAAACAAUUCUUCUACCCGAUUGAUUGAAUACUCAUGCAUAUCCGAUUAGUAGUUUCUGUCGAGACAAAUAAAUAAAAUACUAGGAAAGUAAAUUAUUUAAUCAGUCUCAAGAAAAUAACUUGUAAUUAAAUCUAUUAAAAAAUUUGUAAAGAAAUUCUUAUUGUACAAAUAAAAAUAUUGUAUUCACAUACAAUAUUUCGUAUUUUCCGUUGUUGAAAAUAGUAUUCAAUUAAAUAAUAAUGAAGCAAAACUAUUUUUCUCAGGUUUCGGAUAUUGACUUUUUCGACUUUUUCACACUAUUUUCAAAAAAUGCGACUUUUUUCGACUUUUCUUCUAAAUAUUACAACACAAUACCACAUUAUUGGUAUAAAAUUCAAGUAAUUUAAACUUUUAUAGU
Leptopilina heterotoma is the source of this 8989-nucleotide messenger RNA. RefSeq names its product neurogenic locus Notch protein (gene N). Bases 1408 to 8256 code for a protein of 2282 amino acids. Lineage: Eukaryota; Metazoa; Arthropoda; Insecta; Hymenoptera; Figitidae. The transcript is spliced from 11 exons. Gene Ontology annotation, cellular component: membrane. The record is from RefSeq and is a predicted model, not a curated record. Gene Ontology annotation, molecular function: Notch binding; calcium ion binding. Gene Ontology annotation, biological process: cell differentiation; multicellular organism development; Notch signaling pathway.